Messenger RNA from Penicillium subrubescens, 1062 nucleotides. RefSeq lists its product as uncharacterized. NCBI's taxonomy places the organism in Eukaryota, Fungi, Ascomycota, Eurotiomycetes, Eurotiales, Aspergillaceae. The transcript has 2 exons. The record is from RefSeq and is a predicted model, not a curated record. Bases 1 to 1062 code for a protein of 353 amino acids.
AUGGCUGCUCUCACCAUGACACCUCCCACCCGUCAACCCUUUGCCAGUCUGGAUACCCCCAGAAUGCGUCCCUUGAUGCGGUCCAAGUUGAACCGCCAGAACCAGCAAAAUGGCACACCACUAUCAGCCAAAGGCUCCAUCUUCAUCGACAAUGCAGAGAACAUCAAUCCCAACACCCUCAGUCUAUCCGGCAAGCGCAAGCGCACCCUCGACGAUGACGAAGAUACCUCCUCCAAGGGUUCGCCCAAACCCCUCAAGACCUCGCGCAUGGCCCUAUCAGUCCGCGACAUGAACUUCUCCCCGCGCCUCUCCACCCCAUCCAAGCUCUCCCUCUCAACUCCUAAAUCAGCGCCCAUCCUCAAGCCCGCCGGCCGCUCACCCCCGCCAAAGUCUCUUUCAUCCCGUCGAUCAACAAUCACCAAGGCCCGUCCUGAACCUAGCAAGCGUGGCGGCGUUGCCCGUCCUUUCUCCCUGGCUACAGCUCUGUCCCAUGGCAAAGCGAAGACUGCAAUGGCCGCCCCUAAGCCUAAGGGUCCGGCAUCUUGGUUCUUCGAUAUUCAUGUCGACUCGGAACAGGAGGAAAUGACCAACCUUAUGCAACACUCCACCGGUGUCCUUGAUAUCAGCGAUGACGAGAGUAAGAUUUCCUCCGCCGACGACCGUGGAAAGGAGAACGUUCCCCCCGCUGAAUUGGGCAUUGACCUACCCCGUUCAAGGGAGGUAAUUGCCCUAGUUGAGGCCGCCGCGACUCGUAAGGCGGGUAAGAUGGAGGAGGAUCGUUCUCCGCUUGGCGAAUUGAAUGCCGCGGAUUACUAUCCGGAAGAUUGCAAUGCGUUCUCAUUCGCUGUUGUCUACGAUGACGAGGACGAGAAUGAGAAUGGAUCCGCGUCGAAGAAGAUGCUUCCACCUUCUCAAUCUACUGUCUUGACACCUGCUAUCACUACUUCCAUCGCCUCGGUAUUGGAGGCAGCCACCCCGGCGAAGCAAACCCCAGAAUCCGGUGAUACCAGCCCCGUGCCUGAUACAACUUCUUCAGUCUCGACCGAUACCACGCAGGACUAG